AUGGGCGACAUCCAUCCCGUGCAGCCGCCGCAGGUCGAGUUCGAGAAUGCGCUGGACCGGCUGGUCUACGUGCAGACGAUCUCCAUCCGCAACUACUGCGGCAAGGCGCGGCGCGUGCGCAUCGAGGGCCCGGCGGCGCGGGGCCCGUUCACGCUCGUCUUCACGCCCGGGCCGAGCCUGGCGCCGGGCCUCGAGCUGACGGCGGACGUGCAGUUCGUGCUGCCCGAGGACGGCUCCGGCGGCGACCGGGGCGUCUUCCUCGACCGGCUGCUCGUGCACUUCGGCGACGGCGAGGAGACCGUCGAGGUGCCCCUGCGGGCCGUGGCGCCCCAGGCGCGCAUUUUGGCCGUGCCGUCGAGCGAGCGGCCGCGGGCCGGCGCGUCGAGCCACGAGUGCGUCGUCGCGGCCAUGGACGCGCCGGGCCGCUACGCGGUGCGCCUCGGCGACGUCGUUUUAGGCACGACGACGACGUCGGAGCUCGAGCUGCGCAACCUGGGCCCCGUCGCCGGCGACUUCAAGCUGGAGGUCGGCGACGCGGCCAAGCCCGCGACGGGCGACGACGACGCGCACCACCACCGGGGGGGGAACGACCUCCGGUGCGAGCCGUCGGCGGGCCACCUCGGCCCGGACGCGCGGCAGGCGCGGCAGCUCCAGGCGCUCGGCGCCAAACGCAAAACGGAGGAGGAGCCCGAGGACGCGAGCCGCGACGACGAGUCCGGGAGCCCCCGCGUGGACACGUCCGCGGUCAUCUCCCUGGAGCUGACGGCCGCGAAGCUCGGCGCGGCGCGGUUCCGCGUCGUCGUCGACACGAAGCAGGGCACGCCCUGCGUCCUCGACGUGUCCUGCGUCGUCGUGACGCAGCGCCUCGAGCUCUACGCCGUCUCCGGCCUGCGGCGCCACGAGGCGCUCGCGAACGUCGACUUCGGGGCCAUGUUCUACGGCCAGUCGUGCGAGCGGCGCGCGGUGCUCGUCAACAACUCGCCCCAGGCCGUGCCCUUCGUGAUCUCGCUCCACGCGGACCGGGAGCUCGCCGUGGAGGCCGCGCGCGAGGCCGAGGCGCGGCGCCUCGCGGACGCGCCCGCGUCCGAGGCCGGGUCCGGGUCGCCGCGCGGCGCGUCCGCGGACGGCGCCAAGUUCCUCGACGAGUGGGAGACCGACGACGGGUCCCUGACCGUGACGCCUCUGGAGGGCCUGCUGGAGCCCCACGCGCGCCAGCCCGUGACGCUGCGCUUCGCGCCCCCGAAGCCGCCGCUGACGACGGCGUUCAAGCACCGGCUCCACGCGCCCAUGCAGCCGACGGACGAGGACGCCGACGGGAGCCCCGAGGCCGGGGGCCGCGUGCGCCGCAACGUGCCGUCGCGGCCCUACGGCCUCAAGGUCAAGGUCGGCGUGCCCGUCGCGGGCGGCGGCGUCUCGGGCGAGCCCGACGGCAAGGCCAAGCCCGACGACACCGAGCCGAAGCGGCCCGAGAUCCCGGCCCUCGAGGUCGCCGUGACGGCCCACGCGGCGCCGACGGACGCCGUCCACGUGUCGCCGAAGACGCUGCGCUUCGGCACCUGCGAGCCGCGGUCCAAACAAAAAGGUUUGGUGACCAUCGAGAACGCGUCCGACGUCGCGGCCAAGUUCGAGUUCGCCAAGGUCGCCCAGUUUAGCGUGACGCCGUCGCGGGGCAAGAUCGCCGGGCGCGCGAAGACGACGGUCAUGGUCACCUUCUACCCGGCGCAGAUCGGCAACUUCGACGUCCGCUGCGAGCUCAAGAUCGAGGGCGGGCUGUCGACGCAGACGCUCCGCAUGCUCGGCAAGGCCGUCAAGUCGACGACCUACCCCAAGGGCACCCCGGGGUCCACCGUGGGCAAGGGCUCCGUCGACGUGUCGCGCCUCGGCGCGGGCCUCGGCGCGCUGUCGUUCGAGCCGUCCGUGUGGACGGACGCGGAGCUGCUCGCCGGCGUCGCGGACAAGAAGGUGGGCCAGUUCGACUACUGGGAGGAGCGCGACAACCAGAUGCGCGCCGACAAGGCGCGAAGUGACCUCAACAAGACCCAGUACGUCAAGUACCUGCGGGAGCGGCGCGCGGUGCGCGAGACCGCGGCGGACAAGGCCGAGGAGGCGCGCCGCGUCGCGUACGCGCGGCGCAACCCGUCGGACCCGACGGGCGCCGAGCUCGCCAUGGAGCCGCUGGAGGAGCCGCCCCUGCCGCCGCUGCCCGACGCCUACGCGGAGCCCCUCUGGAUGAACAAGGGCGGCCGCGGCGCCGCGACGUCCGCCGCGGGCGGCAAGCCCCAGUUCGACGCGGACCGCCUCAUCGCCGAGAAGUUCAAGCCGCGGCCGACGACGCAGGCGGAGAUGCGCCACUGCUCGACGCGCCUCAACGCCGCGGACCUGUCGAAGAUCACCGCGUCGCACGCGACCUUGGAUUUCGGCCGCGUCUGCGUGGGCUCCAAGGCCGUCAAGAACUUCGCCGUGUCCAACGGGUUGAGCCACGCCGUGCUCGUCGCCAUCUCCACGGCGAGCCUGCCGCCGGAGCUCGCCGCGGGCACGACGCCCGCGAGCCAGGUCGUGCCCGGCGAGGCGACGGCCGGCUUCGACAUCGCGCUCCACUGCGCCAAGGAGACGCUGGGCUACCGCUGCGUCGUCCAGUACACGAUCAACGACCGCCAUACCCUCAAGCUCGCCAUCACGGCGGACGUCGUGCCCGUGGAGCUCACGCUGGGCAGUCCCGAGCUCGCGAUCGAGUUCGACGCGCACUCGCUCGAGUCGUCCGUGGACGCGACGAUCGAGCUCAAGAACCCGGGCAACUCGGCCGUGGAGUUCUUCUGGACCCACGCGCCGCCCUUCUCCGUGCUGCCGGAGCAGGGCGUCGUGCCGCCCUUCGGGUCGACGGUCGUCGCGGUCACGUGGACGCCGAGCCCCGUGCUCAAGAACGUGGGCAAGCUCCUGGUCCACGUGCCCGGCGCCAAGGAGGAUCUCGAGCUCGCCGUGACGGGCAAGCUCGACGACGCCAAGUGCGCCUUCGGCGAGCGGAAGCUCGACUUCCAGACCGUGUCCGUGGGCAUGGAGCGCGACCUGGCCGCGUCCGUGCUCAACACGGGCCAGUGCGCCGCCGUCUGCAACGUCGAGGUCUCGCCGGAGGUGAGCGACUUUUUGUUCGUGUCCCACACGCGCUUCCGCCUCGUGCCCGGGGGCACGCAGCACAUGACGGUGUCGCUCAAGCCGCGCGCGCCGCGGACGCUCGACGGCACGACGCUCCUCUGCCACGUCCGCGGCGCCAAGUCCGUGCGGUUGCCCGUGACGGGCUCGGCGAUCAUCCCCGACGUGCGCAUCCUGGCCGCCGCGCCCGCGGGCGCGCCGCCGCCGAGGCCCAAGGGCGACCUCUUCGACGGCGACUACGACGACGACGAUUUGUUAGGAGACGACGGCGCGGGGCCCGACAUCCCGACGCUCGACUUCGCGGACCAGUUCGUGGGCUUCGAGGAGCGGCGGCGCAUCGUGCUCCAGAACGAAUCCGAGAUCGGCGCGUUCCUCGCGCUCGACCUCAACGCGUUCCCGGACUUUUACGCGGAGCCCUGCAAGCCCAGCGACACGCUCCACAAGCCGCCGGCGGCGCCGGAGGCCGCCAAGGAGGAGCCCGGCGCCAAGGCCAAGUCGCCCGCGGCGCCGAGCCGGUCGCUCGACGGCGACGCGGCGCCGCCGGCGAUCGACGCGCGCUUCGUCGAGUCGUCGAGCGGGUCGACCAUGGAGCUCGUCACGACGGAGCUCCGCGACGGCAACCUGAAGAAGGGCCAGCCCGUGCCCACGGUGGAGCACUGGGCGCUCCACGUCGCGCCCAGGGGCGUGCUCGCGCUCGAGGUCGUCUUCGCGCCCAAGGCCCCGGGCUCCCACGAGUUCGACCUGCCGCUGGAGCUCAGCGAGCUCCAGAAGCGGCCCUGGGCCCACGUCCGCGCCGCGGCGUUGCGGCCCAUGCUCGUGCUCUCGUCGACGACCGUCGACUUCGGCGAGCGCAUCUUCGCGUCCGACGCGACGCGCCAGGUGCCCUUCUCGUCGGACGUCGUCCUCAGCAACCACCACCACGGCACGCUCCAGUGGGCGCUGGACGAGAACGGCCAGGGCGCGCCGCCGCCGCCGCCGCCGCCGGCCGGUGCCAAGGGCGGCGGCCAGCCCGCGCCGCCCAAGUCCGCGGUCUUCUUCGUGUCGCCCAAGGAGGGCAAGCUCCAGCCCGGCGAGUCGACGACCGUGCGCGUGACCUUCGUGCCCACGUCGUCCAAGGAGUACGAGGAGCGCUUCCCCCUGAGCUUCGCGACGGAGGCCGAGGCCGCGGCCAAGCUAGCCGGCGACGCCGUCGCGGAGAAGUCGAAGCCCUACCUCACGCUGCUCCUGCGGGGCAGCGGCGCCCACCCGCGCCUCGAGGUCGAGGACGGCUCCGACGACGGCUACGUGCGCGGGCCCGGCGACGUCUUCACCAUGCCCACGGUGCCCACGGGCGUCCAGAGCCGCGUGCUCCUCUACGUGCGGAACCGCGGCUUCGAGCACAUCCAGCUCAACUACCGCCUCCCGCCCCACGUGCCCGUCAAGCUCACGGUCGACUUCCCCGAGGGCCGCGCCCUCGGCGUCGCGACGCCGCGGCUCUGCGUCGUCAUCAGCUUCUGCGCCGACGCGCCCGUGUCGUUCGCGGCGGCGCUUCAGCUCCUCGACAGCGACGGCAACGCGUACACGGUGCCCAUCGCCGGCGCCGCGGACAACUGCUUGCUGAGCACGCACGCCUUCCUGGCGGCCUACAAGCGCGACUACGCGUUCCACCACCGCGAGGGCGUCGCGCCGAAGUUGGUCGAGGCCGCGCUCGCGCGCCAGCUCAUGGAGGAGGAGCUCAAGGAGAAGGAGCAGCAGCGCCUCGCGCGGCGGCGCGCGAGCUCGAACUCGUCGACGACGAAGAAGAAGGAGGCCGACGCGCCGCGGGACGAGGCGUCCGCGGCGCCCGCGGCCGCGGCCGCGGCCAAGGGCGACGGCGAGCCCAGGCUCGCGGGCGUGGACCCGAAGCGCGAGCGGCCCCUGCCCGCCGAGGACAUCGCGCCGCUCCUCGUGCUCUUCCUCAACUACCACGCGCUCAACGGCCGCAAGGGCGCCGACGCGCCCCUCAAGUCCAUCCCCGAGGACUGCGUCGCGUCGCACGGCCGCGUCGCGAUCGACGCCAUCGAGGCGCUCGCGGGCCGCAAGGUGCCCGGGCGGCUCCAGCGCGUCGUCUCCAACGACAAGGAGCUCAUGGCCCAAUUGGUCGCCCAGUACCAGGCGCUCCUGCUCUUCAUGGUCGAGCGCGGCGCGCUGCUCAACGCGGUCCGCCCGGAGCAGCUCCUGUCCAAGCACCACUACAUCAAGUUCCGGGAGCAGCAGGCCGACUUCGUGUCGACGCGCGCGGCGCGCGACGCGCGCCACGCGACCUGGGACGGCACCUGGGCCGCCGUGUCCCUCGAGGCGUGGCUCGCGGUCCUGCUCCAGGCCGUCCGCGUCUUCUGCCUCGCGCGCAUCACGCCCAAGACCUUCGCCUCGCUCCCCGGCGUCCUCAUCCCCAAGCCGCCGCGCGCCGCCGCGGGCGACGACCACGGCGGGAGCCACGGCUCCAGCGACCCGGAGCUCGCGGGCUCGAACGUCUAUUCCGUGGGCGAGUGCGUCGUCCUCAAGUGGCUCGGCUACCACGCCGCGGCGGGGCUGGGCAACGGCGCGGGCCUGUCGAAGCGCUUCGACACCUUCGGCCGGGCCUUCGAGGACCCGGGGAGCCUCUGCGCGGUCCUCGCGUCGAACGCGCCGUCGCUCGUCGAAAGCGGCGGCGCGCUCGCGGGCUUCAAGAGCAUGAACGGCGCGUCGCCCGAGGACAAGGCCGCCGUGAGCGACAAGGCGCUCCACGCGCUGGAGGCGCUACGGUGCGACCUCGGCGGCUACGGCGGCGACGCGGACGAGGGCACGGCGCUCGAGGCGCGCGCGAUGAGCCGGCUCGAGGGCGUCCGCGCGCUCCUCGUGGCGCUCCACCUCUACCUGACCAUGCCCAACUUCGUGCCCAAGACGACCAUCGAAUUCAACGCCCAGCUCGGCGCGCCCAUGUGCAAGAUGAUCGAGCUGCGGAACGCGGCGCCGCGCGAGAUCGCGUACGAGGUCGUCCUCGAGGGGAGCGCGGACUUCAAGGCCGUCGGCCCGGAGGCGGCGCCCUCCAAGGACGACAAGCCCGCCUACGUGGUCGUCGAGUCCAAGGCGUCGGCCGCCUACACGGUGGAGCUCGCGCCGCGGUUCUCGAAGCCCGUCGAGGGCCGGCUCACGUUCUUCGCGCUGCCGGGGUCGUCGCCGGGCCCGCGGCCGCCGUCCAUGGUCUUCACGCUGCGGAGCAACGUCGAGAGCCACGCGCCCGUCGCCGUCUUCGAGCACGAGUCGACGGCCUACGAGGCGAAGAACAUCGACGUCGUCGUCAAGUCGCCGUUUUUGACGUCCGGCGUCUUCGAGGUGUCGCUCGCCAACUCGACGCUCGAGGAGUACGUCCCCCCGCGCAAGCCCGCGGGCAACGCGCGCGGCGGCGCCGCGGGCCGGGGCCGGGGCCAGCCCGCGAAGCGCAAGAAGCAGCGCCGCGAGGAGGCGCCGGCGGACUGGAGCGGCCACGGCAAGGGCGACGAGUUCGAGAAGGCGCAGGCGCUGCUCCGCGAGCCCUUCUGGACGUCCCAGAAGACGGUGCGUUUAGAUGCUUCCGGCGCGACGAACCUGAACGUGCAGCUCCUGAGCUGCAGCCCCGGCCUCUACAAGGCGGAGCUCACGUUCCUCAACGGCGACAUCGGCGAGUUCGUCGUCGAGGUGCUCGCGCGCGUGCACCUGCCCAAGCAGAUGGACCACUUCAAGCUCACGGUGGAGACGGAGGACGACGGCCAGAUUUCGAUCACGAAGCUCCUGCGCCUGCCGCCGACGAACCCGCUGCUCGAGCGCGCGUUCGCGCAGCUCGGCGAGCGCGUGCCGUCGACGACGGAGCGCGCGGCCAUCAAGCACGCGCUCCAGGCCGUGUCGCGGGGCCCGCCGAGCCAGCCCCCCGCCGACGACAAGGCGACGAAGAAGAAGCCCGCGGACGCGGCGAGCGACAAGGCGCCGUCCGAGGCGCCCGGCGACGACGACGGCCCGAGCAAGGACGAGGGCGUCGCCUUCGAGGUCACGACGGACUCGCCCUUCUUCCAGUGCCCCGACGAGCUCACGGUCGUCUUCGACGCCAAGGGCGCGGACAAGAAGGGCGCGUCGAAGGCGUCGUCGAAUAAAAAAACGGAGCUCGUCGACGUCAAGGAGGACACGGUCAUCGACGCGCCCAACAGCCUCGUGCUCUCCUUCUACCCCCAGAAGGCGGGCACCUACCUCUGCGCCAUCGCGUCCCAGGCGCGGCCGGGCCUCGUCCACGACAUCCGCAUCCUCAACGUCGAGGUCGUCGUGACGAUGCCGCGCAUCCAGACCGUGCUCGAGUUCAAGGCGCCCGCGCGGCGCAAGAUCACCCAGGACCUGCCGCUCAUGAACGCGUCCGACGAGGACUGGAUGCUCUCCGUGAACCUCCAGGGGUCGCGCGUCUUCUCGGGGCCGCAGAAGCUCAAGGUGCCCGCGGGCGGCCGCGCGUCGUUCCCGCUGACCUUCGCGCCCACGUGGACGGGCGUCGAGAACGCGAAGCUGACCCUGCGCAACGCGCGGUCGCCCGACGCCUUCGAGUACACCCUCGUCGGCGAGGGCGAGCCGCCGCUCGCCGAGGGCCACGAGGUCCUCCGAUGCAACGCGCGCGAGACGACGACGCACGGCUUCCUGCUGGAGAACGCGUCGAGCAAGCCGCUGAGCUACAAGGUCGAGAGCGACCUGCCGUUCGUGUCCGGCGCGUCGACGAUCGACGUGCCCGCGAACUCGUCCGCGACGUACGACCUGAAGAUCUCGCCGAGUUUGGGCGGCGCGUACACGGGCUCCGUGACCUUCUCGCCGCCGACGGGCGAGUACGUCUGGUACACGAUCAAGGUUCAGGUCGACUCGCCGCUGGAGGAGUCGGCCAUCGACAUCUCGACGACGGUCCGCAUGGCCGCGUCCGCGCGGAUCUCGCUCACGAACCCGCUGCCGGAGGCCAUCGACUUCGACGUCAUCCUCCAGGGCGACGGCCUCAUCGGCGAGCCGAGGUUCACGCUCGAGGCCGACGAGGCCGCGGGCACCUACGAGCUCUUCUACACGCCCCUCAUCGCGCAGAGCCACGCGGGCUCCGUCGUGUUCCUCAACGACCGCGUCGGCGAGUUCUGGUACCGGCUCAACCUGUCCGCGGCGCCGGCGGAGCCGACGCGGCUCGAUGUGUUGGAGUGCGCCGUGGGCGCGCGGACGUCGACGAUGGUCACGGUGGAGAACCCGCUGAACCGGGAGAUCACGCUCGUGACGCAGGUCGCGAACCGCGCGAACUUCGUCGUCGAGCCGUCCGUGUCCAUCCCGCCCUACGGGUCCGUCGACGUCGAGAUCCAGUACGUGCCGUCGGAGAUCGGCGUCGUCCAGGAGUCGACGGUGGUGUUGCGCCACGACGUGCUCGGGGACUGGGAGUACGUCGCGUCGGGCGCGGGAACGACGCCGGGCCUCAUGAACGAGCACACGCCGUCGGCCAUCGUCGGCGAGCCGGCGUCCUACAUGUUCUCCUUCCGCAACCCCUUUGGCAUGCCCCUGGACGUCGACAUCGACCUGGAGACGACGGACGAGCACGCGGGCGCGCUGAGUUUGCUGAUGCGGCGGUCGCGCGACGUGCGCCUCGCGCCCCACGUGUCCAUGUCCAUCCCCCUGAGCUUCGACCCCGUCGUCAUCGCCGAGCACCACGCGGUGGUCAAGGUCAUCGGCGACUACCGGGGCGUGCCCCUGGCCUGGACGUUCCCGAUCCGGGGCAUCGUCAACGCGCCGCUGCAGCUCCGCGCGGUGCGCAUCGCGGCCAAGGCGAAGACGUCGACGCGCCACGAGAUCGUGCUCAAGCUGUCGAGCAUCGCGUCCCUGGCGCCGGGCGGCGAGGACUUCGACUUCGAGGUCGUCGCGGACGGCGCGGUGGCGAAAUUGGUCAACUCGGCGCUGGAGGUGCGGCCCGUGGACACGCGCCUCACGGCCGUCGACGGCGAGCUCAAGUUCGACGCCAUCUUCGAACCGCUGCGGCCCUUCUCGACGUCCGUGCACCUCGUCGUCAAGCGCGCGACGGGCGGCCGCUGGCCCUUCGAGGUGCAACUGGACGUCGACGAGCCCGACCCGGACGACGCGAUCGAGAUCGAGGCGAAUUUGCACACGACGGCCAAGGUCCAGUUCAAGCUCGUCAACUCCAACGCCAUGGACUACACGCCCUUCAACGCCUUCUUCUCCACGGACAGCGCGCACACGCUCACGGUGUCGCCCGCGCACGGCUUGCUCGCGCCCGUCGGCACCGAGGGCACGAACUUCGACGUGAGCUUCCGGCCCGUCAAGUACGGCAUGCUCCAGCGCGGGCGCCUCAUCAUCCAGACCGAGGACAUGAUGUGGUCCUACGAGGUCCACGGCACGCACCCGUCCUUCACCGUGCCCGUGUCCCAGUCCAAGGUCGACACGCACAUGUCCAAGAAGUACCUCCGGGACAAGGCCCGCCACUAG
Messenger RNA from Aureococcus anophagefferens, 9618 nucleotides. RefSeq lists its product as hypothetical. Lineage: Eukaryota; Pelagophyceae; Pelagomonadales; Pelagomonadaceae. The record is from RefSeq and is a predicted model, not a curated record. The coding region runs from base 1 to 9618 and encodes 3205 amino acids. The transcript has a single exon.